AUGCUAUUCCGGGGUUUGACCUCAACAAUCUUGGCUAACAAAACGGGAUUUGUGUCUCUCACUAAACAUGCUAAGCAGUUACAUCUCGGUACUUCAUCAAAUGCUGAGGAAAAGAAGACUGUUACUCUCCUACCUGGUGAUGGGGUGUGGCCAGAACUCUUCGUUUGUGUAAAGUCAGUUUUCAAAGAAUUCAAUGUACCUGUUCAGUUUGAGGAGGUGAAAUUUGGAUUUAACAAUAAUUUAGAUCCAAAUGGUGGUCUCUAUAAUGCUGUCAACUCUGUUACUAAAAACAAGGUCGGUUUAAAAGGAAUUGUCCGUACACCUGUCGAAACUCAGGGAUCUAGUGCACUUAACCUAAGAAUGAGACGAGCUUUGGAUCUGUUUGCCAACGUUGUUCACAUUCGUACGUUGAAAGGGAUCCCAAGCUUUCAUCAAAAUCUUGAUUUAGUCAUCAUACGUGAACAGAUAGAAGGAGAGUAUUCGUCACUGGAACAUGAAUCUGUUAAGGGCGUAAUUGAGUCUUUAAAAAUUAUAACACGAAGUAACUCUGAACGAAUUGCAAAAUUUGCAUUUGAUUAUGCUGUCCGCAAUAAGCGUAGGAAAGUUACUGCUGUUCAUAAAGCUAACAUUAUGAAAUUAAGUGAUGGUUUAUUUCUCGAAACUUGCCAAAAUAUGGCCAAACUUUAUCCACAUAUUCAGUUUAAUUCAAUGAUUAUAGAUAAUUGUUGUAUGCAACUGGUCAGUAAUCCUGAACAAUUUGAUGUGAUGGUUAUGCCAAACCUAUAUGGUAACAUUGUUGAUAAUCUUGCUGCUGGUUUGGUUGGUGGUGCUGGGGUUGUACCGGGUGUAUCAUAUAGUCAUGAAUUUGCUGUUUUUGAACCGGGCACUAGACAUUCAUUCAAUGUGGCAUCAGGCAAAAAUAUGGCUAAUCCAACAGCGAUUCUAUUAGCCAGCUCAAAUUUAUUACGUCAUAUCAAUUUAGAAAGUUAUGCCAAUAAAAUUGAAACAGCUUUACUUAAAAUUAUUAAAUCUAAGAAAGCAUUAACUUCUGAUAUCGGUGGUUGUUCAUCUACAACUCAGUUUACAGAAGCAAUGAUAGAACAAGCUCAUAUUUCUUAA
Molecule: messenger RNA, 1119 nt
Organism: Schistosoma bovis
Lineage: Eukaryota; Metazoa; Platyhelminthes; Trematoda; Strigeidida; Schistosomatidae
Source: the annotation of a GenBank genome assembly